GACGUUGGUUUCUGACGGAUGUCUGUGUCUUUAUCUCACGGAGCGCGAGAGCUGGAAGAUCGGGCAGGAGCAGCAAACUGGGACGGAGCCCCCUCAGGAAAGGGAGCCGGGAAUUCCGGCAAACCACCCCCACCUCCCGGUUAGGGAACCUGGGAUCCAGGACUGUCCAUCUGCGCCCAGCCCAGGACGACGACGUGGGAUCCCUGCGAUGUUCCCUGCUGGUUUGCACUGACGCUCGGAGCAGGUGCUUGGGGAGUGCGGUUUGAGCUGUCUGUGAGAUUUUCCGCUUCGAGCUGAAGAAGGAUCGCAGGGACACAGGGCCUGGACAUACCCAGACGCUCUCCACCUUCGAGGCCAGUCCCUCCACCUCCCGCCCCCGGGACAAAUACCCACGGUCUCCACAUCAAGGACAAAGAGGUGACCACCCAGAGAUCCCAGCCUGAACCUGCAGCUCCAGCAGAGGGAUGGAUGAGUUUGAAGAGACGGGGUAUUACAAUUUUAAUUACUCCUGGCCGUGGGACGACACUUAUGAGAACGACACAGAGGAAUACGAGCAGUUCGAUUACUCCCAUCCAUUGACGCCGGCGGCCAUUUUGGCCAUAUCCAUGUACGCCCUCACCUUCGUCGUCGGCGCCCCCGGCAACGCAGCGGUCAUCUGGGUGGCGGGCUUCAAGAUGAAGCGGACGGUGAACACCGUGUGGUUCCUCAACCUGGCGGCCGCCGACCUGGGCUACUGCCUCUCGCUGCCCUUCCAGAUCGCCCAUGUCGUCCUCGGCAACCACUGGCCGAACACGGCGUCCCUGUGCCGGCUCCUGCCUUGCGCCAUCCUGCUCAACAUGGCCGCCAGCGUCUUCCUGCUGACCGCCGUCAGCGUCGACCGCUGCCUGGCCGUCACGCUGCCCGUCUGGUCGCAGCGCUGGCGCACCCCGGGCCGGGCCUGGGUGUCCUGCGCCGGGCUGUGGGCCCUGGCGGGCCUCAUGUGCCUGCCCGCCCUCCUCCACCGCCGGCUGGCGCCCGGCACGUCCGUCUGCGUGGCCGACUACACCGGGGUGAUACGCCUGGUGGAGGUCUCCCGGGCGACGGUGGCGUUCGGCCUGCCGUUCCUGGUAAUGGCGGCCUGCUACCUGCUGAUAGGCCUGCGGGUGCGCCGGGCGGGAUUCGGCAAGAGCCGGCGGCGUCCCCUGCGCCUGAUCCUGGCGGUGGUCCUGGCUUUCUUCGUCUGCUGGCUGCCCUACCACCUCUUCGGCCUACUCCAGGCUUUCGGCCACGGCGGGUCGGCGCUGCGGGCCUGGGACUACGUUGCCGUCGGCCUGGCCUCCCUCAACAGCGCCCUCAACCCGCUGCUCUACGUCUUCGCCGGGCGCGACUUCAGGCAGCGGGCCCGGCGCUCGCUGGGCGCCAGCCUGCGCCGAGCCCUCAGCGAAGAGGCCUCCUCCCAGACGGUACGCAGCAGCCGGCUGAAGAGCCGCAGUAGCCUGGACUACACCCUCUGAGGCCUCCUGCCGCGCGCGCUCCUCCCCUCACCCCACCUCCCCCUCCCCGUUAAACGCAGAAUGCUGACCUGACAGGAUUUUGUUUUGUAAUAAAAAGGGAAAAAUGAA
Hemiscyllium ocellatum (epaulette shark) is the source of this 1601-nucleotide messenger RNA. Its product is annotated as C3a anaphylatoxin chemotactic receptor-like. Gene Ontology annotation, molecular function: complement component C5a receptor activity; G protein-coupled receptor activity. Gene Ontology annotation, biological process: phospholipase C-activating G protein-coupled receptor signaling pathway; complement receptor mediated signaling pathway; inflammatory response. The record is from RefSeq and is a predicted model, not a curated record. NCBI's taxonomy places the organism in Eukaryota, Metazoa, Chordata, Chondrichthyes, Orectolobiformes, Hemiscylliidae. The coding region runs from base 465 to 1493 and encodes 342 amino acids. The transcript has 3 exons. Gene Ontology annotation, cellular component: plasma membrane.